CGGCCGUUGUCAUUCUCUCACCGCGUCGUACGUACGAGAAAGACACAAUUAUGACGAGUCCACUCCGAUUUGUAAUUUUUACGAAGGAUUUGAUAUGGAGGGCAGGGAGUUAAUCAUCCCUUCUGGUAUUUAUUCCAUCGACGAUUUGAAAGAAUAUGGGAGAGAUCGUAACUGGUGUCCAUAUUUCCUUGCCAGAUAUACAAUCUUACAUGCACAGAUUGUAGUGUACAGCUAUCAUUAUUUAUUGGAUCCAAAGAUUGCAGAGACUGUAUCCAAAGAGCUAAGCAGGAGUUCGGUAGUUGUCUUUGACGAGGCUCAUAACAUAG
Molecule: messenger RNA, 326 nt
Organism: Wasmannia auropunctata (little fire ant)
Lineage: Eukaryota; Metazoa; Arthropoda; Insecta; Hymenoptera; Formicidae
Product: TFIIH basal transcription factor complex helicase XPD subunit-like
Exons: 2
Biological process (GO): nucleotide-excision repair; transcription by RNA polymerase II; positive regulation of mitotic recombination
Cellular component (GO): nucleus
Molecular function (GO): DNA helicase activity; ATP binding; damaged DNA binding
Source: RefSeq, a predicted model, not a curated record